Molecule: messenger RNA, 889 nt
Organism: Odontomachus brunneus
Lineage: Eukaryota; Metazoa; Arthropoda; Insecta; Hymenoptera; Formicidae
Exons: 3
Coding region: 362-679 (105 amino acids)
Source: RefSeq, a predicted model, not a curated record
CCGUUGUGUGUUCAUCAUCGUGUAUGUUUUUCAUUAAGAAGUGUGAACAAUGUAGAUUCACAUCUCGGAAUUACGAUCGUGAUCUGUUUCGCAAUGUGAAACGCAACGGCUACACAACUUUCCUAUUUGGUUACGAGAAGGUGGAAAUCUUUCCACGCCUGGGGGAAAAAUUAUUCCGAAAAUUAUAUGUAUUAAGAGUGGACAUGAAUGGAAUCAAGAUCUACGCAUCGCGAAGAUUGUUUUCUACUCUGAAAAACUCCACGGCGAAUAGCUAGCAAGAAUACCAAGCAUUUUUUUCUUAGUGCAAUUCUCUCACGCGCGUCUCGAAGAUUCCCGCUCAUGACAGUAAAGAGACGAAGUUAUGGGAUCCGUUUCGCUCGAUUCUCGAUCAAUGGAAAACGACCAAGAGCGAGUUCUGUUGGACGGAGGUUCGCGUACCGCGCGAGCGGCAAAACAGGAUCCGAAGCAGCCAGCUGCCAAUUCCGAAUAUCAGAGUAACUUUUGGGGUUCGCUGCGACAGACCACGUCCGACGAUAGUGCGAGAGACGGCGAUGAACAUGCGAGGCAGCGAGAGACCGGCGAACAUCUCGAGACUUUGAAAUUCGCCAAGAAGAGCAAAGAUCGCGGCGGAAGAAAAGCGAAUUCCAGCAAGCGCAGAGUCACGUUCGCCGACCAUUAAACUCGCUCUCGCGGCGAUGGCGAGCGUUGCGUUACAUUACAUUAAAAACUGCAGAAAAUGCAGAUAUCGUAUUGCACUCAUUCGACGGAUGUCCAAUCGGAUUUUUCCGCGUAAUAAGAUUUUUCGAUCAAAGGCGCGCGCGCGAGAGCGGAUAAUACGAUUUCAUCGUCGAGAAAUCGCGCGUAACCGAUCUUUGUCAAUGAUAUGAUA